AUGACCACCUACGGAAGAGCCUCUUCUUCCUCCCGUCCUUGGAAGUAUGAUGUUUUCUUGAGUUUUUGUGGUCAGGACAAUCGCAAGGACUUCACUGAUUUCCUAUUUAACGAGUUGGUCCGGGAUGGGAUUCACACCUUUAGAGACAGCGAAGGGCUAACAAAAGGAGAGAAUAUCCCUUCAGAACUGAUGGAAGCCAUUGAAGGCUCUAGGAUUGCCAUUAUCAUCUUCUCCAAGAAUUAUGCUUUUUCCAGCUGGUGCCUUACUGAGCUGGUGAGGAUCCUCCAAUGCAAAAAAGAUGGCCGAAUAGAAAAGGUUAUGCCUGUUUUCUACAAGAUGGAUCCAUCAGAUGUCAGGUAUCAACAUAACACUUAUGGGGAGGCAUUUAAGAGACAUGAAAAGUGUUUCAAGAAGGAGAUGGGGAGGGUCAAGAUGUGGAGGACUGCUCUCACAGAAGCUGCGAAUUUGUCAGGUUGGGAUCAAAGAAAUGUUGCAGAUGGGCAUGAGGCAGAGCUUAUAAAGAAAAUUGUGGAUGAAGUGUUGACAAUAGUGAACCAGAUGUGCUUGUAUGUUGCAGAACAUCCAAUUGGGUUAAAAUCCCACAUUGAGCACAUCGGUCGUUUGCUAAAUGAUGGUGGAUUGGAUGUUGUUCGCAUCAUAGGGAUAUACGGUUCUGGUGGAAUAGGCAAGACAACUAUAGCGAAAGCCCUUUUUAAUGACAUGUUUAAAAAUUUUGAAGGUAGCAGCUUUCUUGCUAAUGUUAGAGAGGUUUCAUGUCAACGUAACGGAGUAGCUCUCUUACAACAACAGCUUCUCUCUGAUGUCUUAAAGAGAAAGUUCGAAGACAUAAACAAUGAGGACCAAGGAAUCAUUAUUAUCAAAGAGCGUUUGUAUUGUAAAAGAGUUCUUAUUGUUCUUGAUGAUGUGAAUAAAAUGGAACAAUUUUGUAAAUUGGUUGCAAGGCAUGGUUGGCUUUGUCCGGGAAGUCGAAUCAUCCUAACAACUAGAGAUGAACAUUUGCUAAAUAUGCUGGAGGUGGAUGAAAAAUAUAUCGUCAAGACAAUGAAUCAAUAUGAAUCCCUCCAACUUUUCAGCCGCCAUGCCUUUCAACAAAAUCAUCCAUUAGAAGGCUAUGAGAAACUCUCAAAUGAAGUAAUACAAUAUGCAGGGGGGCUUCCGUUGGCUCUUAAGGUUUUGGGUUCUCUUCUAUGCAAAAGAAUUCAAGUUGAGUGGGAAAAUGAAUUGAAGAAAUUAAGAAAGAUACCCAAUGAUCAGAUUUUAGAAAAACUUGAAAUAAGCUAUAAUGCAUUAGAUGAUUUUGACCGUACCAUCUUCCUUGAUAUAACAUGUUUUUUCAUUGGAAAGUACAAAGACAUUGCAAUUACAGCUCUAGAUGCUUGUGGUUUGAGCGGAGAAGCUGGAAUUAAACUUCUCACAGAAAGGUCUUUGAUUACAAUUGAUCAAUAUAACAUCCUAUGUAUGCAUGAUCUAAUUCGUGACAUGGGAAGGGAAAUUGUUCGCAAACAGUCUCCUAGGAAGCCUGGAGGACGUAGUAGAUUGUGGGACAAUGACAAUGCUAUUGAUGUAUUGAUGAACCUCACUGGAACUGAUGCUGUUGAAGGCUUUCAAUUAAAUUUGUGGGAAUAUAGAGGGGAAAACCGGUUGACCACUGUAGGAUUUUCUAAAAUGCCUAAUCUAAGAUUACUCGAUGUUGAUCAUAAGGAAUGGGACACCCCCAAAAUAGCAGUGGAAUCUUCUCAUCAGGAGUGUUUCAAAAACCUAGUUUGGGUUAGAUGGAAAGCAUUCCCUUCUGAAUAUAUUCCUAAUGAUUUUGAUAUAGGGAACCUUGUUAUUCUUGACAUGCCAUAUAGCAAACUUAAAGAAGUUUGGAAGGGAACCAAGUAUCUCACAAAGCUGAAGGAACUAAAUCUUAGUUAUUCGACACACCUGACCCAUACACCGGACUUCUCUGGGCUCCCAAAUCUUGAGAAAUUGAUUCUCAUUGGUUGUAAAAGCUUGGUUGAAGUCCAUGAAAGCAUUGAUCGACUCAAGAAACUUGUAAGGUUGGAUCUAAGUAGUUGCCGUCGUCUCAAGAAUCUUCCAAUUCGUAGUAUUAUCAAAUUGGCAUCUCUUGAAACACUUAAUAUUUCUUACGGCCAAGCAUUUAAACAUUUGUCGAAGCAAAUGGGGAACUUGAAUUCAUCAAAUUUUUUAUGCUCCUUAAAGGAAGUACUUCUGGAAGGUUGCAACCUAACAGAUGAUGAUAUACCUGAUGAGUUUUGGAUGUUAUACUCUUUGGUGUCAUUGAAUCUAAAGUGGAACUCUUUCGAGAGCCUUCCUCCAUCUAGCAUUGGCCAGCUUUCAAAACUUGAGACUCUGGAUAUGACACAUUGUGAGAGACUCAAAUCACUUCCAAUCCUUCCAUCAAGUUUGCGUUCUCUCUAUGCAUCAAAUUGCUACGAGUUGGAAAGGUUACCAAAUUUUUCAAACUUGAAGCACCUAAUUAUGCUUCAUCUUUCAUGGUGUGAAAAGCUGAUUGAAAUUGAGGGCUUGGAGGGUUUGAUAUCUGUAGAGAGUAUAAAAUUAGAUAAGUGUACCAAAUUGAAAGGUUUUGCUGGGAAGAGAAUCCUUCAGGUAUGUUUUUUUUUUCUCCUUUCUCUCUCUAAAAUUAGGGUUCUCCUUUUUUAUGAAUAACAUGAUUAGUUGGUUACAUGGACAGGACAUAUCUAAAGA
Macadamia integrifolia is the source of this 2733-nucleotide messenger RNA. RefSeq names its product disease resistance protein RUN1-like. The record is from RefSeq and is a predicted model, not a curated record. Bases 1 to 2694 code for a protein of 897 amino acids. NCBI's taxonomy places the organism in Eukaryota, Viridiplantae, Streptophyta, Magnoliopsida, Proteales, Proteaceae. Gene Ontology annotation, molecular function: ADP binding; ATP hydrolysis activity. The transcript is spliced from 4 exons. Gene Ontology annotation, biological process: signal transduction; defense response.